AUGAACUUCUCAGAAGUAUAAAAAGAAGACAACCAAAUAAAGUAAGUUAAUCUAUAGACAAAUUAAAUCAAAAAGAGAAAACGUAUUGAUUCAGAUACUAAAGCAAAUCUGGUAUAUAGUGUAAUUAAAGAUCGUUUACCAAUUUAUUAAGUAAUAAUCUUUUUAUAAUCCCUUAGGCAGCCAUCAUUCACAAAGUUAAAUAUUCAUCUGCUAAACAUAUAUUAAGAAAUUACUACAGUGAUACUACUAAUUAUUUUUCUCCUUAAAAGAAGAGAAGGAGAAAGAUUAUUUGUGAUGUAGCCACAAUCUUAGUAAACACUAAUACUGGAAAGAUCAUAAUAUAUUCUUAAUAAAGUUAAGUAAUUCAAUGUUUAAGCAAUGGUGUUAAUGCAUAAAUCAAAUAAAAAAUUCUUGCUAAUCUAAGUUAAUCAAUCAAUUCCGAACUCACUGAUAUAAAGUCUUAAAAGUUACAAACGAAAUAAAAUUUUAAGACUAUUAAAUAAAAUGCUAAAACAGAGAAAAUGGAAGACAAACUAAUGGCUCUUUUGAAGACACUUAAAAAUUAACACGAAUAAAUGGUUUCAUGA
Messenger RNA from Paramecium pentaurelia, 587 nucleotides. The record is from the annotation of a GenBank genome assembly. NCBI's taxonomy places the organism in Eukaryota, Ciliophora, Oligohymenophorea, Peniculida, Parameciidae.